This is a messenger RNA of Striga asiatica, 618 nucleotides long. The record is from the annotation of a GenBank genome assembly. NCBI's taxonomy places the organism in Eukaryota, Viridiplantae, Streptophyta, Magnoliopsida, Lamiales, Orobanchaceae.
AUGAAUCUCAAAGGCUUCAAAUAUACGAAGGAAGAUGAGAUUACAUUCAGAAUCGGAAAGCAAAAAUCUACAGCGUCAAGAACCGAGGAGUCGAGUGUGAGGGAAGAAUCUAGAUUAGAUCAUUACCUUUGCGAUGGGAGCAUACUGAAUAUAUGUUUAAAUACCGUUGUAGCCCCCGUCCCCUUCCCACCGAAUGAAGUUACAACUUUAGGAUUUGCAAUACAUAAAAAAUUCUACAUACUGGCUAUUUCACUACGGCGGAGAGGUGGUGCACUGGUCGAGGACCUCGAGGUAGUCGGAGUCAUGGAGCCACGACUCGAAAGCGGGUUCGGGCAGGCUCAGGGAGAGCGGGUUCAGUCGAACACCAGUCCUCCCAGCUCUACCCGAACGACCUUUUACAAAAAUGAUCCCGACAGUUUGAUUCUGUUCGAUGGGUCGCUGGAAGACCUUUUGCAUGACAAUGGUGCCGGCUUACGUGGUGGACGGGGAAUGCGCAAUGGUGUCCCACCACCAUGCCUUGGAAUCUUCACAUGUGUAUGUGCAUUCACGAAACCUUCCGAAGAAGCGUCACGCUCUCGGGCAUCUUUUGGCUUGAACCAUUUAAUGGUGUAUUGGUGA